AUGACGAGCGAUCAGCUCAAUGUGGGAGACUACAUCAAGUCAGUCAAUGGCAUCAACCUGACCAAGCUGCGUCACGACGAGAUCAUCAGUCUGCUGAAGAACAUAGGCGAGCGUGUCGUGCUGGAAGUGGAGUAUGAACUGCCUUCACCUGCGCCAGAUAGUACCGCAGGUGUUAUUUCCAAGACAAUCGAGAUCUGUUUGCAGAAAGAGGGCAACAGUUUCGGCUUUGUUAUGCGAGGUGGAUCCCAUGAGGACUGGCACAGAUCUCGUCCUUUGGUGGUCACCCACGUCCGACCAGGUGGUCCUGCUGACAGAGAAGGGACUCUAAAAGCAGUGGAUCGGAUCUUAAGUGUGGAUGGUGUGGUUUUACACAGUGCCACUCUCAGUGAUGCUCUUACUGUUCUGACUCAGUGUGGACAGGAGGCUCUGCUCCAGAUCGAGUACGAUGUCUCCAUCAUGGACUCUGUGACAAACGCUUCAGGUCCUCUGCUGGUGGAGAUUGCCAAGGCGCCCGGAGCCAAUCUGGGAAUCACUCUGACCACUGCCAUGCACAGGAACAAGCAGGCCAUCGUCAUCGACAAGAUCAAACCCGCCAGUGUGGUGGACAGGUCCGGAGCGUUACACGUGGGUGAUCAUAUCCUGUCUAUAGACGGCACGAGCACAGAGCACUGCUCCGUCCUGGAGGCCAUGCAGCUGCUGGCCAGCACUACUGAUCAGACCAAACUAGAGAUCCUCCCCGCACACCAAACACGCCUGCCCGGGAAACCCCAGGACACUGUGAAAGUUCAGAAAAGUGACCACCCGCACUGCUGGGACCCCUGUGUUAACUACUGCCAUUCUCAACAUCCUGGUCACUGUAAGACAUCGACAUGGACCUCUGCUUCCAGUAACCCAUCCAGCUCUCAGGAUUACUGCAAAUCGGUAGUCUGCACAAACUUCUCUCCUGGGUCCACUACCACAUCAGGCAUGACCAGCCAGGGUUCCAGCACGCUGCCCCGGGCCGCUCCUCCCAUGAGCCCACGGAACUCUAUGCUAAAGAGACGACAAAGGAAAAAAGAGCACAAGAGCUCAUCUGUGUCUUUAGCCUCAAGUUCUGUGGGCCCUGGUGGUCAGAUAAUCCACACCGAGUCCAGUGAGGUCACUCUGAGAGGAGAUCCUCUAAACGGGUUUGGGGUUCAGCUGCAAGGUGGAAUAUUUGCGACGGAGACCCUCUCUGCACCCCCUCUUAUUCGCUUUAUAGAGCCGGACAGCUCCGCCGAAAGGUGUGGGCUUCUCCAGGUUGGAGACAGAGUCUUAUCCAUCAAUGGAAUUCCUACAGAAGAUGGAACGCUGGAGGAGGCCAAUCAGCUGCUCCGGGAUGCUGCUCUGGCCAAUAAGGUCACGCUAGAGAUUGAGUUUGAUGUGGCAGAAUCUGUUGUGCCUAGCAGUGGUACAUUUCAUGUGAAGCUGCAGAAGAAAAAAGGAGUGGAUCUGGGCAUCACAAUCAGUGCUAGUAAGAAACCAGGAGAGCCUCUUAUCAUAUCUGACAUUACAAAAGGCAGCAUGGCGCACAGAACAGGAACUCUAGAGCCCGGAGACAAGCUGCUGGCCAUAGAUAACAUCCGUCUGGAGAACUGCUCCAUGGAAGACGCCGUCGAGAUCCUCCAGCAGAGCGAAGACCUGCUCAAACUCAAAAUCCGCAAGGAUGAGGACAACUCAGACGAGCAGGAGUCGUCGGGCUCCAUCAUCUACACGGUGGAGCUGAAGCGCUUCGGCGGCCCGCUGGGCAUCACCAUCUCCGGCACCGAGGAGCCCUUUGACCCCAUCAUCAUCUCAGGCCUGACCAAGAGAGGUCUCGCUGAGAGGACUGGAGCCAUUCACGUUGGCGAUCGUAUUCUGGCCAUCAACAGCGUCAGUCUGAAGGGGAAGCCGCUCAGUGAAGCCAUACACCUGCUGCAGAUGGCAGGAGAAACCGUCACCCUCAAGAUCAAGAAACAGACCGACAGUACGUCUCAAAUUAUACACUACUGGAUGCACUUAACGAGGAACAGCACGUCCCCUCCACCCCGCCGCAAAAACUACCCCUUCAGUGACGGGGGAUUCAGUGAGGACGACUGGGAUAAAGCUGCCGGAUACAGCAGCCAGAUGCAUGCCGACGGCCUCAUGUUGGAGCAGGAGGACAGUUUCUGGUGCCAGGCCCUGGAAGACCUGGAGACCUGCAGCCAGUCUGAGCUACUGCGCGAGAUCGAGGUGACUGUGAUGAAGGACCCAGAAAGCGAUGACUUUGGAUUCAGCGUAUCGGACGGUUUCUUGGAAAAGGGUGUUUAUGUGAACAUGAUCAGACCUGAGGGUCCAGCGGACCGCUCUGGACUCAAACCGUACGACAGGAUCCUUCAGGUGAACCACGUGCGGACACGAGAUUUCGACUGCUGCUUAGCUGUGCCGCUCAUCACAGAGGCCGGAGACAGACUUGAGCUGGUGAUUAGCCGAAACCCAUUAGCACAGCCGGGUGUCGCGCAGCCCCACGACUGCCAUCCACACUUCAGCCCCGUAGGCCAUUCCCGCGAGCACCAGACCAACACGCUGGACCUGUGACCACUGGGUAACUCAGACUAUGACCACACCAGACCAUUUGUUGCAACAGACUGUCAGAAGGAGCCAUGAUUCACUGCGUUCAUUACAAAACUCAAAUGAACUCAAAUAUUCAGAUCAUAAGGAGUGAUCGUGGAAACGAAACAACAAAAAAUUUGAGCCAGUUUUCAGUACAAAAUUCGAAAGGAUCUGAGACAGUUUUUAAUUAAUAAUUUUGGACUACUACAAUGCAUACACAUACAUGUACUUCACUCCAUCAAAACUA
Messenger RNA from Sinocyclocheilus grahami, 2836 nucleotides. RefSeq names its product glutamate receptor-interacting protein 2-like. Bases 1 to 2574 code for a protein of 857 amino acids. The transcript has 20 exons. Gene Ontology annotation, molecular function: protein binding. The record is from RefSeq and is a predicted model, not a curated record. NCBI's taxonomy places the organism in Eukaryota, Metazoa, Chordata, Actinopteri, Cypriniformes, Cyprinidae. Gene Ontology annotation, biological process: neurotransmitter receptor transport, endosome to postsynaptic membrane.